GGGGCUGGGUGCGGCACACACACACACGGGCGCAGGAGCCGCAGCGCCAUGCCCUGACCAUGGAGAGCAGACUGCGAGAGAGCCCAGAAAGGACUUUCGAUCUUGUCUUCAAGGUGACUUGCCCGACUUCUGAAAAUGAAGACCCCGUGCUUGCCUGGAAGUUCCCAGAGGACUUCAGAGACCAGGAAGUUCUACAGACUGUGCCGAAGUUUUGCUUUCCCUUUGAUGUCGAAAGGGUCUCACAGAGCCAGGUGGGACAACACUUCACUUUUGUGCUGACCGACAUCGAGAGCAGGCAAAGGUUUGGAUUCUGUCGUUUGACAUCAGGAUGUAAAGUCUGCCUUUGUAUCCUCAGUUACUUGCCUUGGUUUGAAGUUUACUAUAAGCUGCUGAACACGUUGGCAGAUCUGCUGGCUAAAGAGCAGGAAAAUGACUUGAAUGAUAUUUUGCAAACAUUAUACAAGCAUGAUGUACCGUUGCCAAAUACGCCCGUCAAUCUCAGCCUGAACGAGCAGGUUUCCAUUAGAAGUGGACAACUGACCAAUGUACAGGUCUUGCAUUCGUACUUUAUCACCCCUGAUACAAGUGGACUACCUACGAUACCUGAAAGUAGAAAUAUGACCGAGUAUUUUGUGGCUGUGAGUGUCAACAACAUGUUGCAACUUUAUGCCAGCAUGCUGCAUGAAAGACGGAUUAUCAUUACCUCCAAGAAACUUAGCACUUUAACGGCAUGUGUUCAUGCAUCAGCUGCAAUGAUCUAUCCCAUGUACUGGCAGCAUAUUUACAUCCCAGUGCUUCCAUCCCACCUGCUGGACUAUUGCUGUGCCCCAAUGCCCUAUCUGAUUGGCGUUCAUCUGAGCUUAAUGGAAAAGGUGAAGAGCAAAGCUUUGGAAGAUGUGAUUAUAUUAAAUGUGGACUCAAACACACUGGAAACGCCAUUUGAUGACUUGCACAACCUACCGGGUGAAGUGGUCUAUUCCUUGAAGUACAAACUGAAGAAGCAGUCUACAGCCACAGGCGACGGGGUGGCCAGGGCCUUUCUUAAGGCCCAGGCAGCAUUGUUUGGCUCCUACAGGGAUGCACUACGAUAUAAACCUGGAGAGCCAAUUACAUUUUGUGAAGAGAGUUACGUGGCCCAUCGAUCCAGCACCAUUAAAAACUUCCUGCAAAAUGCUGUGCAGCUUCAGCUCUUCAAACAGUUUAUUGAUGGCAGGUUGGAAAAGCUAAAUGCAGGGAAAGGGUUUUCGGAUGUUUUUGAAGAUGAGAUCACUGCUGGAGGCUACAGUGGAGGAAGUUCAAAGUCGUAUCAGCAAUGGAUGUGCACAGUCAAGAAGGGUGGAGCUCUGUUAAAUACAGUAAUGACAAAAGCAAACCCUGCCAUGAAAACAGCCUACAAAUAUGCUAAGAAUCAAGCUAAGAUGGGGAUCAAAGAAAUGAAGAGCAUGUUAAAGCAGAAGGAAGCAAACGAAGAUGAUGACUUUGAUUGCAGCAAGGCUACUUUUCCAAGUCUACAACAGCGAUCGAAUUCUGACAUUUUGAAGAACAGACUUCCAGCCACGAAACGUAAAGGGGGUCGCACUCAAAGAUUAUCACACACCGGCACUGUGUCCACACUGGAUGAUGACGAGACCGACUCGGCAAACAAGUUGUCGUCUGAAGAUAGCGGGGAUACGUACGCCUACAUUGAUGACAGCGAUGAGUCUGAACAGAUGGAAUUGGAGUCACAGUCUCCGGGCCAGAUGGACCUGUUGGGGGAGAUCCUGGACACACUCAGCACCCACAGUUCAGACCAAGGGAAGAUGUAUGCGGCAAAGAGUCUGGACUUCUUCAAAUCCAUGGACGAUGUCAGCUAUAAAACCAGGAACAAGUCCAAUACACCGAGUGAGGGGAACCUGUCUGAGCUCAGCGCGCAGUGCAACAAUCUGAGCUGGCACCUGGGGCAGGACGAUUCCACAAUCCACCGAAAGCCCCUCCCUCCAUCGCCACGGAAAUCAUUUUUUGACUAUUCCGACAACCCCCUCUCCCCUGAGUUCAUUGAAAAGUUGAUGGAUUUCCCGAAACUCAACAGUGACUCGUCGUUUACAAACUCGCCGCCAACUCGCGCCUCGCACGCGGAAAUGAGCCCGGAGGAGGAAGGUUCGGCCGGGCAGUUGCCAGCACGAACACUAACCAGUGAAGAUCAAGAUCAGAAUGCUCCCAAAAACCCAUCCGUUCUCAUCCCUUGGGAGAAAGGCGAUGGCGAGGCUGAACUGGUGGAGCCCGCCAGUGACACAGACCUUCUCCAAGAGAUUGACUGCGUGUGUUCUCGAAUGACAACUGGCCACACCAUUUCCAGUGUCGGGGCUUCCACUACCCACAGCUAGUGUGGAGGGGGGUGGAACCAUGUUUUAAACUGGGCUAGAUUAGAGUAGCUAUUUAAGAAAAUGAAAGAGUGUGUAUUGGACUGCAGUGAGGGACAAAGUCAUUGAACUUUUUAAGUGCAGAAUAAGUUAAAAAAUCCACUGCUUUACUGAAUUAUGCAAAGUGAAAUACAGAUUUUCUUGUAGGUUUGAACUUUUAAUACGUAUUUCUCAAAUGACUGUUAAGAUCACCUGAUUUAUCGACUUGGGCUAAAUACUUGACGACACAUCAUUGCUUAGUGCAUUCACUUCCCUGCUUAUAUAAUCAGUGAUUUACGUAAACUCGCACUUGCGUAAGCAAUUUGUUAUUUCAGAGUUGCUUGUCUUGGUCAUAGUGCACUACUGCCUCUGCAUGCGGCCAUUCUCGUGGUCUCCAUGUUGGAGCUCCCCCCCCAAUGGUCUCUGCAUCGUUUAGUCAACUUACGUAUGCGCAGUAGCACUUCCGUUUCCGACUUGCGUAACAUCUGACUUACACAAUUGUCCAUGGAAAAUAACCCUUACAUAAGUCAGGGAGUGUGUGUACAUCUGUAAAUCAGCAAUCCAGUAUUCCUGUACACAGGAGUUGCCAUGUCACUAAGGGAAGUGAAAAUGGUUAACGUCAACUACAAAAUGCAAACUUGUCUUUCUCCUCCGCAGUAGGAAUCGGUGAUCUACAUUCAGAGCUAGUGAUAAAUCUUCAUGUUAUUCCAAUCAAAUCUUGCUGGUCUUUCAAACGUCAUAGAUUCAUGGUUACACAGCACCAAAACAGGCCCUUCAGCCCUUUGCUGCCAUGCCGCCCAAGAUGGCUAUCUACGCUAAUCCUAUUUCCCUGUGCUUGGCCCAUAUCCCCUUGAACCUUUCCUCUCCAUGUACAGAUGUCUUUUAAAUGUUGCUGUUGUCCCUGCCUCUACCAUCUCCCCUGUGGUUCUGAGCAGCAUCAACAGAGGGUGGUGGGUAUGAGCAAUGAGCUGCCAAAGGAGGUGGUGGAGGCGGAUACAAGGAUCAGAAAGCUUCAGAAGGUAAUGGCGAACUUCGAAUUUUUACAUGGGCUAAAUAAAAUAUCGCUAAAACCUUGCACAACAGGGAAUGGAAGAGCGUUGGCAGUAGCUUUGUCAAAGCUUAUCAGCAAUUGAGUUGGUAAUAAUGAUCGGUGUUCUCUGCAAUUCCUUACACCCAGAGUUACUUAGUGUUGGUACACACCAGUGCACCACCUCUUUAUAAAAGUUACACUUUCAUUCUUUCCUUUUCUGGCCACAUGACACAUAUUUACUAUUACGAUCCUAACACAUAGGAGCAAAAUUAAGCCAUUCAGCACAUGUCGUCUACUCCACCAUUCGAUCAUGGCUGAUCUAACAUGUGUACUGGCACCUUCUUGUUGACACAAAAUGCACUGCUUACAUCCAACAAAUAAAACCAAAGCGCUGGAGUAACUCGGUGGGUCAGGCAGCACCUCUGGAGAACGUGGAUAGGUGACGUUUUGGGUCGAGAUACUUCUUCACACUGAGUUUUAGACUAGACACUAGACCAAGUGCAGACCCGUUGGGUCUGGUCCCCGAACAUGCUUCAGACCCCGAGUGGGGGGGGGGGGGGGGAGUUGUAACCGAACUGAACUCACUGUGGAAUGAUCAGAGACUGUGAGGCCUCUGACACGCCGACUCUGUCGCGCUGGCUGUUCCCCCGCUGCUAGAAAAGCAGCGCUUGAAGAUCCGAUGUUUGGCUUGAGGCAGCGUGACAGAGCCGGGCCGGGCACCAGCGGCUAUGAAAAAUGUCGCCGUUUUUGGAGCAGAGCCGGGCGUCAGCAGGCGUUAUGGUCGCUGGCCAGCAGGAGGCGACAAAAUGA
Messenger RNA from Leucoraja erinaceus (little skate), 4218 nucleotides. RefSeq names its product DENN/MADD domain containing 1B (gene dennd1b). The record is from RefSeq and is a predicted model, not a curated record. Gene Ontology annotation, biological process: endocytic recycling; endocytosis. NCBI's taxonomy places the organism in Eukaryota, Metazoa, Chordata, Chondrichthyes, Rajiformes, Rajidae. Gene Ontology annotation, cellular component: cytosol; nuclear speck; intracellular membrane-bounded organelle. Gene Ontology annotation, molecular function: phosphatidylinositol phosphate binding; guanyl-nucleotide exchange factor activity.